Phycomyces blakesleeanus NRRL 1555(-) is the source of this 930-nucleotide messenger RNA. RefSeq lists its product as hypothetical. The record is from RefSeq and is a predicted model, not a curated record. Lineage: Eukaryota; Fungi; Mucoromycota; Mucoromycetes; Mucorales; Phycomycetaceae. The transcript has 5 exons. The coding region runs from base 1 to 930 and encodes 309 amino acids.
AUGUUUCCUUCUAUUAAAUACUCAGCACUGAUUGCCACUGCACCAGAUGCAAUAAUAAUGAUCAAGGAGUUUCCCAAUAAAAGAGCUAGAUUUGAAGCUGAGAAGAGAAGCAUGGAAGUAGAUACUGAAAUAAUCCCAACGUAUCAAUCCCAUUCUGUGGAAGCAAUGGACGGUCAGGCCAACUCACCUAUUUCAGAUGCCGUCUCAAUAUUUGAUAAUGACGUCUUUGUUGGUAAUGACUACAAUGGUGAUGAGUCUGAAAUAACCGAUGACAAUGACAGUGAUGACAAUGGCAAAGAAGACACUGCCAAGAUUUAUGUUGGAGAAUUUAACAAUGAGGACCCUUUUGCUGCUUCUGGUAUGCCUGAGAAUCCAGUGCACAGAUUUAUUGCUACUUUUACAGUACUGUUUGCAUCUUGUUACGUGGUCAAUAAGGGUUCUGCUGUUUUGAUUGAGUUCAUCAACGAGCUCUUGAAGAUUUAUGAACAAGAUUUCCAACUUCCUGAAAGUCUGGCUGGGCUACAUAAAAUAACUGGCUUUUUGUCUAUCACCAAAGGCAUCAAGCGAUUUGUGUCAUGUCUAAACUGCCAUUGCAUCUAUGAAGAAAACAUGUCUGUACCUCCCCAUUGUGUUUUCACAAAUGUUGGUGCACACUCUCCUUGUGGUUGUAAGUUGAUGAAAGAGUCAACUUCAGAUGCACUGGUAUCAAAGCAAGCAUACUUGUAUCAGUCCCUCAAGCAAGCUUUGUCUGUUCUUUUCCUUCAUCCUGGUUUUGAAGAGCAAAUCCGUCACUGGAACAUAGAGCUUAAGAUUGUCGAUACUAUGUGUGACGUAUACAAUGGAGCAAUGUGGAAAGAGCUGAAGGAUGCAAGUGGUGUCUCGUUUGUUGCUUGUCCUUGCUCAUUGAUGUUGACACUUAACAUAGACUAG